UAGCAGCGUACAAGAUGGAGUCCGUAAACAAAGCUGGACAUCUUAUGAGUCUUGCAGCUUUACAACAAUAUGAUCCAUAUAUAAACAAACUUCUCGACUUAACCGGGCAGGUAGCACUGUACACGUUCAACUCUAAGGCUAAUGAAUGGGAAAAGACCGACAUUGAAGGCACCUUGUUUGUCUACUCCAGGUCAGCAUCUCCUCAUCAUGGGUUCACUAUCAUGAAUCGUUUGAGCACUGAGAACCUGGUGGAACCUAUAAAUAAAGACCUGGAAUUCCAGUUACAGGACCCUUUCCUCCUCUACAGAAAUGCCAAUUUGGGAAUAUACAGUAUCUGGUUCUAUGAUAAGAAUGACUGCCAGCGCAUAGCCCAGCUGAUGGUGAAGAUCGUGAAGGAGGAGGCUUUGCGUGCGCAGCAGACCUCUCCCGAUCGAGCAGUUGCUGGGCGCACCAAUGGGUGCGUGGAAACGCGUCCCAUUGACAUCCUGGAGCUCCUCAGCAAAGCCAAGGAAGAGUACCACCGGAGCCAGUCUGGUGACUCGGAGCCCUGUGGGGGUACUGAUGCAGGGCAGAAGCAGGAUGCAGCAAAGAACCCUGCAGAGUCCACAGAGCGCAGGGCCAACUCGGCACCUCAGGAGAAGACCCCACACACAGUUGUGAAACAGAUAACGGUGGAGGAGUUGUUUGGCAGCUCCCUACCGAAAGACCCAGCACCCGCCUGCCCCCCGGGCCCCAGCGUCGCUGAUGCCUCCCAGCCGCCCGAGGGCUUCCUGCACGGACGCCCCUACGGCGCGCCGGCUCCUCCGCUGGAGCCUCUGCUCACCCCGCGCCUCGCUGCGCCCGACCCCGGGGGGAGCGAGCGGCCGCUCAUCCCCGGCCUCGUCCCCCUCCUCCAGCCCGCCGGUCCCCGGGAGCCCCAACAGACGUCCGUCUCCCCUCGGCUGGUGCCACCGCCUGGGCCGGAGCCGCUGGUUAACCUGGGUCCUCCGCCACCUGUCUCGCACGGUCCACCUGGACCUCCGGCCCCGCCGGCGGCCUACAUGAGCCCCUCCAAACCCGACGGCCACCCGCUCUCCAUGCCCCCCCUCGCCCCCAGCUUUCUCACCAACUCACUGGUCACUCCUCAGAGCUUCAGAGAGCCUGUACCCAAGCCAACAUCCUUUGGCGGCGUGCCUACCGCACCUGUUCAGUCAAAUAAAGAAGUGGAUGUGUUUGCACAAUCUCAGAGUCUGGUGAAAAACAUUCCCCUGGUCUCAAUGAAGGCAGGCCUGGUAGUCCCAGGACCUGAGCCCUCCUUCCUCCUCUCACCAAGUGCAUUCCAGCAUUCCGUAUCCAAAACGGCAGAGACGCCCAGAGCCCAGGCCCAGCCGUCAUCCCCCCCAGCCAGUCGAGGAGGCGGAGAUCACCAACACCAAGCCUCGGCUGUCCUCAGCAAGCACCAGCUCCAAGACACUCUUGUCCACCUCAUCAAGAAUGACCCUCGUUUUCUCAGCGCAAUCCACGAGGCCUACGUCCAGGGUGUCGCCAAAGACUUCAACAACAUGAAACUCUAACCACACUAAGGCCCUGGACUGAAGCGGGCAGGCAGGGUAGGAGGGAGGAAGGGAGCGAGGGAGGGAGAGGUGCCCCUCUGUUGCUGAAGGGACAGCUGCUUCGUCCAGCCCAGGCCGCAACCGAGGCCUCGUCGCGCUGGUUUAGCGGGGUCAGACGAGAGAGCGCACGUGUGUGUGGCUAGCUGGCACUGAAUCUGGGUCACUGACUGGUCACUCCCAAACGUGCGCUCACACACACACACACACACACACACACACACAAACACACACACACACACACACCUCUACGCUUCACAACACAUACACUCUACGGGGACAUAGUCCACGUCACAAGGACCGGGACUGGGGUUGCCAGGGCAACGUCAGUGAUGGUCUCACCUCUGAGGGCAUGCCAGUUUAGUCACCAACUUCAUAGCGUGAGCAAAGCGUUUGAAUCGCAGUUUCAAUGGCUGUUUCAAGUGUGUCCUGCAAGGAGCAGUUCUUGUGUGUUCAAUGCUGCUGCAUUUCUCUCCCCCCCUCCCCCCGGUUCUCUCUGUGUUUGUUUCUUUCUUUCUCUCUCUUCUCGUGUUCUCUUAGUUUUUCUUAUCCCCCUUUUUCCAUACCUGUCUUUCCUCUGGCAUCAGGUUCCCUCUGGCCUUCUGUGUAAAGUCCCCUUUUUUGCACUCCGCUGACAGCAUUUUCCCAACUGUGAGGGAACUUGUGCAAUAUGAAGUCAUGCUUUGUGGGGUUUCUGUAGUCCCUGUACAAAAGGCUAGGAUGUUGUUUCUGUAGAGAGAUAUUUUUUUGUUUUUUUUGUCAAAGGUUAAGAUUUAGGGCAUGAGUGAUUUUGGUUUUAAGUCUCCUGGCUGUAGACUUUGCAGUAGUGAAUACUGCAUCUCACAACUAACCGCAAUCUGUGCACUAGACCAGCUGAACUAAGGAGGAUUGUUUACAAAUGCCUGAAUUGAUUUCAAAAAAAAGUUUUUAAUUGAUUUGAAAGGGAAUUUGGUUCCUUUGGUGAGUGAAUGACUGGUACCAUCUCCCAUAUGAAUUCAUUUUGUAUGGUAACUGGAAUUAAACUUUUCUUAAUAUUAAAUAUGCCGCAGGUAGGAAUGCACAGCUGCACUAAGGUAGGCGUGCAAACCAUGAGGUUGAUCCUUUUAGGUCAACAAAUUCUACAAAUGAAAGUCAUUGAAAAGCACUGGCCACUACAAUUAUUUAGGGGAAUCAGUCAAGCACUUGAUAUGCCAAAACGACACUGAAACUGAAUGGCUAUUAAUUAUUAAUCUGCCUUAUGUUCAUCUCAUUGAUUUUUGUGAUACAAAUAUAAUGAGUUUUGAUCAUCCCAAUAAAAAAAAGCCUGCAUCAUCCUUUUGUUUUUACGUGCUGUGUUAGUGUGCAAUAUAGCAUUUGGCCAUAGGAGAUUUCAUGACAAAUAUUACAAUUCAACUCUAUCCAGCAGUCAAGCUAGCAAUUAUUCAAAGAACGGGAGGAAAGGGAGAUGUUUUUGAUAAUCAAAGUGGUUGUACACUUGUGUAUACAUGUGCUUGUGCCAUAUGUUAACAUUUUUUAUAAUGCCGUAAUGAUCAUUUUGAGCUUAUGCUUUUGAUUGUUGACCAAAUUGGUUUGAAAAACGGAAAGACAAAGUUGUCGUGUUGAUCCCUUUUGAUAUAUUGGUCAGGCAUUGGUAUUGUCCCCCCCCCCAAAGUAAAUCUUUCUCCUCUGAAAAGAUCUUCAGUUGACCCAAUGGCCAAUGUGGCUUUUAUGUUUCUUAGUGGUUUAUCUCAAAUGAAUGUGGACAACAUUUUCUCAGAUGGUUGUCUUUAAGUGCUGAGCAGCUAAUGUGUUUUGGUGUGCCAUGUAACCGAUGAUGACGGUAAAAAGACGAUUGUAUUUGGUUGACAUACAUAUUCAUUCUAUACUAUAUGACUGCCCUGAAAAGCACAGUAGACAUAGGCUACAAUACAUAUUCAACAGUGGAAUGAUCUAUAUGUUUCUUCCUCUUUUACAAAACUUGAAUGUCAUUCAAACGUAAAUACUGUAAAAUGGCUUUAUGUGUUUACAAAAAUGAAUACUCCAGUGAAGUGCAUUUUGAAGGCUGUGUUAUUUGGCAGACAAAAGUGUAAGACAUAUAAACCUGGAGCCAGCCGUAGUACUCCCCUUGUUUGGCAAUAGCAAUUUCUGUCUCUAAGGAACUUAAGAAAACUAUUCCAAUUAUACCAAUAAAAAGUUCU
Molecule: messenger RNA, 3766 nt
Organism: Sardina pilchardus (European sardine)
Lineage: Eukaryota; Metazoa; Chordata; Actinopteri; Clupeiformes; Clupeidae
Gene: dcp1a
Product: decapping mRNA 1A
Exons: 10
Coding region: 15-1553 (512 amino acids)
Biological process (GO): deadenylation-independent decapping of nuclear-transcribed mRNA; deadenylation-dependent decapping of nuclear-transcribed mRNA; positive regulation of catalytic activity
Cellular component (GO): P-body
Molecular function (GO): mRNA binding; enzyme activator activity
Source: RefSeq, a predicted model, not a curated record